Messenger RNA from Schistocerca serialis cubense, 1219 nucleotides. RefSeq names its product ras-related protein Rab-21 (gene Rab21). NCBI's taxonomy places the organism in Eukaryota, Metazoa, Arthropoda, Insecta, Orthoptera, Acrididae. The record is from RefSeq and is a predicted model, not a curated record. Bases 193 to 855 code for a protein of 220 amino acids. Gene Ontology annotation, biological process: Rab protein signal transduction. Gene Ontology annotation, molecular function: GTP binding; GTPase activity. The transcript has 4 exons.
AGAUAUCUACAGCCACACGCUAAUCAAUGAACAGCUGAUUGCAAGAGUUGUGUAGUUUGCGUUUUCGCUGUCAAAAUGUAGAGGCGUAUUAUGUAAACGCAAGGAGGAAGAGAAUGCUCCCUGCAGAAUUAGAGUAAUGUGAAAUACAUAUUCGUCUCUUAAAUUUUCUUCCAAUGUUUUUUUUUUUUUGCGAUGGCAAACUUAACAAAUUCGGGAAAUUAUAAUUUUAAGGUAGUUCUUCUUGGGGAAGGUUGUGUGGGAAAGACUUCGGUAAUUUUGAGAUAUGUUGAGGAUAAAUUCAACGACAAACACUUAACUACUUUGCAGGCGUCUUUCUUGAAGAAGAAGCUGAAUAUCGCUGGUAAGAGAGUUAAUCUGUCAAUAUGGGAUACAGCUGGACAGGAAAGAUUCCACGCUCUGGGACCAAUUUAUUACCGGAUGUCAAAUGGUGCUAUCCUGGUGUAUGAUAUAACAGAUCAAGAUUCUUUCCAAAAGGUGAAAAACUGGGUGAAGGAACUGAAGAAGAUGCUUGGAAGUGACAUAUGUUUAAUAAUUUGUGGAAACAAAAUCGAUUUGGAGAAACAGAGAACAGUUCCUAUUGAAGUUGCUGAAGAGUAUGCACAGUCAGUUGGAGCAAAACAUUUCAGUACAUCAGCAAAACUGAAUCGAGGAAUCGAAGAAAUGUUUUUGGACUUAAGUCAGCGAAUGAUGGAACGUGCUAAUGAACAGGACAUACAGAAAGCAGGCUCAUUGGGGCGUUCUGGCAGUGUGCGCCGAAAUGUGGUUGUUGUGGAUGAUGAAGAAGUGGAGCAGACUAAGUCAGGCUGUUGUGGUGGAAGUACUGCAGUUUCUUAGGUUGUCUAAUGUGCUCAUUUACAUGAUACAUGCCUUAAAUGCAUUUGAUUGUGUAACUGUUUGUUCCUGUAUAACAUGUGUGAGUGUAAAGUUCCACGACUGGAAGUGGAACAGUUGCUUGGAUGUAAAAUGUAAAAAUUGUUAAUCUACACUGGACAAGUCGCCUUAUCUUUAUGAAAGGGCUGAUAAAGAUGUACACACAUUUGUGCUUAGUGCAAGGCAACACUUCCUUGUACACAUUGUGUAUCACUUAUAUGUAUGAAGUGUAAAUCAUAAUUUCUUUCAAAUUUUAGUCCCUUGUGUUAACUACUGUUGUCAUUGAAUUCAGAUUUGUCUCAAGAUUAAACAAGAUUAUUAUAUUUAA